AGUGCCAGGAGUCCAAUGACACAGCAGUGAUGAUCAGUACCCUGAUCAUCUGUGCCCAGCAGUGCCACCCAUCAGUGCUGCCCAGCAGUUGCGCCCAUCAGUGCCGCCCAGGAGUCAGUGCCGCCUAUCAGUGCCCAUCAUUGCUGGAUAGCAGUGCAGCAUCAUCAGUGCCUCCAUAUCAAUGCCCACCAGUGCCGCCUCAUCAGUGCAGCCUAUUAGUGCCCAUCGGUGCUGCCUAUCCAUUCCACCUCAUCAGUGCCCAUCAGUGGCGCCUAUCAGUGCCUAUCAGUGCAGCCUCAUCAAUGCACAUUAGUGAAGGAGAAAAAUUACCUGUUUGCAAAAUUUUAUAAUAGAAACAAAGAAAAAACUUUUUUUUUUCAAA
This is a messenger RNA of Staurois parvus, 382 nucleotides long. The record is from the annotation of a GenBank genome assembly. Lineage: Eukaryota; Metazoa; Chordata; Amphibia; Anura; Ranidae.